Molecule: messenger RNA, 2755 nt
Organism: Daucus carota subsp. sativus
Lineage: Eukaryota; Viridiplantae; Streptophyta; Magnoliopsida; Apiales; Apiaceae
Product: MACPF domain-containing protein At4g24290
Exons: 7
Coding region: 754-2571 (605 amino acids)
Biological process (GO): plant-type hypersensitive response; regulation of salicylic acid mediated signaling pathway
Cellular component (GO): plasma membrane
Source: RefSeq, a predicted model, not a curated record
CUUCAUUCUUCUAUAUACAGUUAUACACAUAUAUUUCAUGUAAUAUGCAUGUUUUGUUUAACCCUUUUAAUUCUUUUUGUCUAAACCUUGAUUAGUCUCCUCAAUCUUUCUAGUAUUAAUAAAGGGUCUUGUUCAAAUAUGCUUAAAGAAUAGUAAAGUUGAAGUCUUUGUUUAUAUUUUUGAAUAGUUUUUAUGUAUACAUAGAGGGUCUGUUCUGGUCUUUGUUUUGGGUUUUUUACUUCUCUCUCUGCUUCUUUCUAGUUGCCCCCUCUAGAUCUGAGCUUUCUUUCAAACCCUAGGGCCUUUCAUCCUCUUUCUUCUUCUAUACAUACAUAUACAUAUAUUCACAUGCCAAAUUUCAAGACUUGAAGAAUCAGCCUUGGAUUAUGAACAAGAUGAAUCUUCCUGGGAUUUUGUGAGUUUGAAGUCAAAUUUGUUCACUUGUCUCAAAGCUAGAGUUUGUAUGUAUUUGCACUGUAUUUUAUGUUUUUGAAUAGUUUAUAUUGUAUAUCUUGGGAUUUUGAGUGGCUUUGAGAUUGAAAGGUGGGUGCUUGAUUGGUUAUUUGCAAACAUUGUGUUUAAAGGAGCUAGUUGUAUUGAUUACAUUCAUAAAAAUAGAGCCUUUUGGAUUUUAGGUGGAUAUGGAUAUUAGUAUAUGGUGUUGAAUAGCAACAGAUAGGCGGGUGAUUGAUUUUUUAUUGUUUUGAGAUUGCUGGCUUUGGUUUGGUAUUGGAAAAGUGAGUUUUUGAGGUCAUGGCACUUAGGGCUUCAGCUCCUGAAGCUGCCAAGAUUGCAAUUGAGUCUAUUGGAUGUGGUUAUGAUAUAUCGCUGGAUUUGAGGCUAAAGUAUCGAAAAGAAAAUUCAAAGAAUUCGCGGUUGAUUGAAUUUCAUGACGAUCGUGGUAGAGAAAUUGUUCUUCCUGGUGGAAUUGUGAUUCCCAAUGUGCCUAAAGCAAUCAAGUGUGAUAAAGGGGAGAGGACUCGUUUUCGCUCUGAUGUUCUCACUUUUCAGCAGAUGUCAGAGCAUUUUAACCAAGAAAUUUCGCUGUCCGGGAAAGUACCUUCAGGACUCUUCAACUUUAUGUUUGAGUUUACUGGUAGUUGGCAGAAAGAUGCAGCCAACACCAAAACACUUGCUUUUGAUGGAGUUUUCAUCACAUUGUACACAGUUGCACUUGAAAAGACUCAGAUGGUACUUUCUGAUCAUGUGAAGAAAGCCGUUCCCUCGUCAUGGGAUCCUGCUGCCUUGGCAAGGUUUAUUGAAAAUUUUGGUACUCACAUUAUUGUUGGUGUGAAGAUGGGAGGAAAGGAUGUAGUAUAUAUGAAGCAACAGCAUUCAUCAUCUCUUCAACCAGCUGAUGUACAGCAAAAGUUAAAGACAAUUGCAGAUAAAAGAUUUGUGGAUACAAGUGGGCAACAUAAACUGGACACUGAACAUUCUUCUCAGAAUGACAAGUUUCAAGGCAAGGAGCAGAGGCUGCGGUUUGCAGAUAUUGACUCUUCAACUUCUUACUCACAUAAGGAGGAUAUAGUAAGCAUAUGCAAAAGGAGGGGUGGCAGUGAUAAUAAAAACUUGGCCCACGAUGAGUGGUUACGUAGUGUUCAGUUCGAACCUGAUGUCACUUCAAUGUCUUUCAUCCCAAUUACCUCUCUGUUGAAUGGUGUCUCAGGGAGUGGAUUCCUAAGUCAUGCCAUUAAUCUGUACUUGCGUUAUAAGCCGCCAGUUGAGGAACUUCAUCAAUUUUUGGAAUUCCAGUUGCCACGGCAGUGGGCGCCUGUGUUCAGUGAUCUUCCCCUGGGUCCACAGCGAAGACAACAAAGCACCUCUUCUUUGCAGUUCAGUUUCAUGGGCCCUAAGCUUUACGUGAACACCACUCCGGUUGAUGUAGGCAAGAGGCCUGUGACAGGUCUCCGGCUAUAUUUAGAAGGAAAAAGAAGCAAUCGUUUGGCACUGCAUAUGCAGCACCUCUCCUCUCUUCCAAAAGUCUUCCAACUUGAAGAUGAUCCAAAUGGAAAUUUCCGCCAGGAAUCAUAUGAUCGUAAAUUUUAUGAGAAAGUUCAGUGGUCAAACUUCUCUCACAUCUGCACUGCUCCUGUUGAAUCCGAUGAAGAUUUAUCUAUAGUUACCGGAGCAAAAUUAGAAGUUAAGGAUCACGGCUUCAAAAGAGUACUCUUUCUACGACUUCGCUUCUCAACAGUUGUGGGAGCUAUUUCAGCAAAGCUUCCAGAAUGGGAUGGUUCCCCGGGUUUGACUCGUAAAUCGGGGCUGAUAUCAACUUUAAUAAGUCAUCAUUUUACAACCACCCAAAAGCCAUCCCCACGGCCAGCUGAUGUGAAUAUAAACUCAGCAAUUUACCCAGGUGGCCCUCCAGCACCAGUUCAAGCACCCAAGAUGUUAAAAUUUGUCGACACAACAGAGAUGGCACGAGGGCCUCAAGAAACGCCAGGAUAUUGGGUUGUGUCUGGAGCAAGACUGGUGGUCGAAAAAGCCAAGAUCUCUCUCCGGGUAAAGUACUCACUGCUGACCGUAAUAUUACCCGACGACGAUGAAGAGCUGCAAGCAGAGUCCUAACAUUAUUGCCUUCCACUUGAAAUCACUUAGAAUGAUCAUCUUUAAUACAUAGGUUGUAAGUUGUAACCUUGUCUAUAAUCGAAAGAGCAGGGUGUACUAUAUUUUGGUUAGAAAGAGCCUAUGAAACAUAGAAUGACCUAAUUACAAGAAUCCCUAUAAAUGUGCUGUAAAUUACUUUUGGCUA